Molecule: messenger RNA, 410 nt
Organism: Strongylus vulgaris
Lineage: Eukaryota; Metazoa; Nematoda; Chromadorea; Rhabditida; Strongylidae
Source: the annotation of a GenBank genome assembly
ACCAUCGAGUUAAUCAAUUUCGAAAAACUUCCCGCGGGUGCUAAUGGUAUCAUUGCUGUUAUGUCUUACAGUGGCUAUGAUAUUGAGGAUGCUUUAGUACUCAACAAAGCAUCUCUAGACAGAGAUCAAGAGGGAAUAGUUUUUGCUGGUGCUCGUAUCUAUUCAAAACAAACAAUGAUCAACAAACAUAUGCCUGUUAUAUCUCAAGAAAGUUCUUCACCAACUACACAACCCACAACACCUGGAUCCCGUUCAAUUGAGUACAAGGAUGUUUCCAUAACUUAUAAGAAUCCUCUACCGUCAUAUGCUGAAAGAGUACUUCUAACAUAUAAUGAUGAGGAAGCACAUCUUAUAAAGAUUCUCCUCAGGCAAACAAGGUAUCAAAAAUAUUGUAAUUAUGCAGUAUGAGU